This is a messenger RNA of Aethina tumida (small hive beetle), 1726 nucleotides long. RefSeq names its product venom carboxylesterase-6-like. The record is from RefSeq and is a predicted model, not a curated record. The transcript has 8 exons. The coding region runs from base 19 to 1671 and encodes 550 amino acids. NCBI's taxonomy places the organism in Eukaryota, Metazoa, Arthropoda, Insecta, Coleoptera, Nitidulidae.
UAUUGUCAAAGGUUUAAAAUGUUUUGUUUCAAGAAAAUGCAGACUCUGAUUGUGUUUACUAUUUUAAACUUCCUAGUUGGAGUUUACUCAAAAUGCGACAAACUGACUGUACAAACUUCAACUGGACCAGUCCGGGGAUCACACACUCCCAUCAACACCAACCUAACAGUCAUCUCUUUCAAAGGGAUACCUUACGCAGAACCUCCAGUUGGUAACUUACGUUUUGAGCCCCCAGUACCAAAAUCUCCGUGGAAUGACACCCUGGACGCCACAAACUACGGAAGUUUCUGCGUCCAAGAUGACGGUUCUGGUUCUGAAGACUGUCUCUACAUCAACAUCUUCACACCGAAACUUAAUGGUAAUUUGCCCGUUAUGGUUUGGAUUUACGGCGGUGCCUUUAUAACUGGCGACGGCAACGAUAACCCCGCUUACAUCCUGGAAAAGGGAGUCAUUUUUGUUUCGUUCAACUACCGACUGGGUAUCCUGGGAUUCGUGAGCACGGGAGAUUUGGUAGCGCCCGGAAACGCAGGCCUCAAAGACCAGGCCCUGGCGUUGAAGUGGGUGCAAAGCAACAUCGCAAAAUUCGGUGGCAACCCCCGCAACGUGACGAUUUGGGGUGAGAGUGCCGGAAGCGCUUCUGUUUCUUAUUUAACCCAAUCGAAUCUGACUAGAGGUUUGUUCCAGGGGGCGAUUAUGGAAAGUGGCUCAAGUCUUUGCUCUUGGGGCUUGACCAGAGAUGCGAGGGACACAGCUUUCGAACUCGGACAGAGGUUGAACGUUGACACAACAAACUCCACCACAUUGAUAAACGGGUUGAAGCAAGUGGACGUCAAAAAGCUGCAAAAUGUCUCUUCUACCACUUAUUUGUACGUUGCUGGCACAAGGAACCCUUUGAACGGUCUUCCAUAUGGUCCAGUUAUGGAGCCAGACCACGAAGGAGCCUUCUUUUCUAGUAAAAGUCACGAGUUAUUGAAAAACGGUGGCUUCCACAAGGUUCCAAUGAUUAUUGGAUACAAUUCAGAAGAAGCUGUUUCUGCUUCAACCAUAUCACCUUUGCUGAAGUUGUUGUUGGUGAAGUACGAUUUCCAGCCAGCCAAUUUAGUACCUGACGACAUGAAUAUACAAUCAUCCUCUGAUAAAGGGACAGUGGGCAACAUCAUCAAAUCCCAUUACUUUGGACUAGACCUUAUUCUGUCCAGCAACGAAAAACUGGCACAGUUCAUCAGUGAGGAUCAAUUUUUCCGUCCAAUUACGGAGACAAUCCGCCUUCAAUCAAUAUCAACGCCAGUUUACUUCUAUCUUUUCUCCUACAAAGGCGUCUUGGGUACCACCUCAAACAGGACCAUGCCCGGUGUUGGACAUGCUGAGGAACUACCAUACCUAUUCAAAAACAACGAGACCAACAUUGAUUCGUCAGAUCAAGUAACAGUUCAGAGGAUGACCACAAUGUGGACCAAUUUUGCUAAAUUUGGGACGCCAACUCCUAAAGAAGACUCAUUGUUUGAUAAUGUAAUUUGGGAACCUGCAAGAACGUCUAAUGCGUCAUCAGAUCUCAAGUACUUGAACAUUGGAGUGAACUUAACUCUUGGAGUUAAUCCUAAUGAAGAAGCCAUACGUUUCUAUCAAGAUUUGUAUGAUAAAUACGGAAAUCCACCUUAUACUUCAUAUUAAACUGAUUAUUUUAUAUAAAAAAAUAACUUAUACUAAUAAAUAAAAGGUUUUAAUU